Messenger RNA from Batrachochytrium dendrobatidis JAM81, 999 nucleotides. RefSeq lists its product as uncharacterized. The record is from RefSeq and is a predicted model, not a curated record. NCBI's taxonomy places the organism in Eukaryota, Fungi, Chytridiomycota, Chytridiomycetes, Rhizophydiales. The transcript has 4 exons. Bases 1 to 999 code for a protein of 332 amino acids.
AUGUCAAACAUAUUGGAAGAAACCCAAAUUCAUUUGAAUGGAAAUGCAGUGUUGAUUAAAGGAAAUGACAGCACAGUUGGUCUGUACAAGGUUCUUUUUGAAGUAAAUGGUAUCGAGAGAUAUCGAUUUGCUAUUAAAUACAAGACGAAAGAGAAAACUAAUGAAUUGAAGUUUACCAUCAAAGAGAAUCACAAAAAGCAAGCAUUAAGAUAUUGGUUCGAUAUUCAAUUCGGAUAUGUACUGAGGAACAUUGAAACUGAUGAUAGAGUUCAGUUUUAUCCCUCUGAUAAUACCUGCUUUAAUAUCAAUGAUUCACCACUAGUUAAUUCCACUAUUGAUACGGUACUAAACCAAUUGGAUGGUGAUGAUAUACUGGAAAAAUUGAAGUGUUCAAACUCCAAAUGGAGUAUUGAAAAUAUCUACGAAUAUGUACUUUUAACAACACCCAUUCCAGAGGUAUCAAUAGGCGCAUCUGUAAUUCUACCUGAUUUCAUCAAGAAUAGCAAGAGUAUUGUUUCAUUCCAUUUUGCUCGUUAUAAGUAUCCAGAAAUCAGAUUAGACAGAUUAUCAAAGAAAGCAAAAGAUCUUUACAAGGAUUAUUACAAAACCAACGUAAAGAAGUGUUAUCCCAAACUUGAUAUUCAAGAAUUGAAAGAGAUUGAAAGCCAUUUCUUUGUAAAUGUCAACAUAUACCGAUUCAAUGGAAAGAAAGCGGUUAUGGAACGACAUUCAGUAAUGACAAAAAUGGAUCAAAUACGACACAAAUAUCUGCAAUUGUUGUAUUCAAAGUAUUCUCGGUUCUUUGGAAUAAUGGCCAAUUUGGACGAUGCAAAGGUUCAGAAACGAUUAAGAUUACAAUUACUAGAAUGGCUUGGUGUUCUGGCUAUUUAUGGCUUCAAUAGCUCAUCAUAUGACAUCGACAUCAUCAAGAAAUACCCUCCACAAGUCUUGAAACACUCUAAAAAACAUGGAAAUGUAUCCAAAUGCGAAAAGCUUUGA